AUGAAGCUAAAACGAGCCAAGUGCUACAAAAAACUCAUGGGAUACAUGAAGCUGAACUUCAAAUUCCAUGAGCCUUAUCAGGUUCUUGUUGACGAAGAGCUGAUCAUUGAAGCAUGUCGAACCAAGUACGACUUGGUCGCUGGUCUCGAGCGGACCCUCCAGGGACAGGCCAAGCCGAUGAUCACGCAGUGUACUAUUGAGCAUUUGUACAGAUCCAAAAACCAGGAGGCUAUUGAAUUGGCAAAGAAGUUCGAGCGGCGACGGUGCGGGCACAUUCCCACCGAGGAUCAGACUCUUUCUGCUUUCGAGUGCAUUGCCAGCGUUGUGGAUAUCAACGGAUCAAACAAGCAUAGAUAUGUUGUUGCCACACAGAAACCGAAACUGCGGGACCGUUUGCGCAAAAUCCCGGCUGUACCACUAAUUUACAUCAACCGAUCUGUUAUGAUCUUGGAACCUAUGUCGCCCAUUACUCUCAAAGCCCGGGAGCAAAUCGAAGCGGCAAAGCUGCACAGGGGACUUAAUGCGGUGAGCACGGUCCCAGCGACCUCAGAGCCCCGAAAGCGCAAAGUCAAGGAACCCAAUCCCCUGAGUGUUAAGAAACGUAAAGUAGAGGAGGGUUCUGGUCCUACGAAACGAAAGCGUCGGCACAAGCCGGCCAGUUCGCAAAAGGAGUCUGAAAACAAUCCAGAGCCUGGCGAUGCACCUGAUUCUAUGGACAAUUCAGCCUAA
This is a messenger RNA of Wickerhamiella sorbophila, 729 nucleotides long. RefSeq names its product rRNA-processing protein UTP23. Bases 1 to 729 code for a protein of 242 amino acids. Lineage: Eukaryota; Fungi; Ascomycota; Dipodascomycetes; Dipodascales; Trichomonascaceae. The transcript has a single exon. The record is from RefSeq and is a predicted model, not a curated record. Gene Ontology annotation, molecular function: small ribosomal subunit rRNA binding. Gene Ontology annotation, cellular component: small-subunit processome; nucleolus.